AACGGCUUCGUGGUGCUCAAGGGGCGCCCCUGCAAGAUCGUGGAGAUGUCCACCUCCAAGACGGGCAAGCACGGCCACGCCAAGGUCCACUUGGUUGGUAUUGAUAUCUUCACUGGUAAAAAAUACGAAGAUAUUUGCCCAUCAACUCAUAACAUGGACGUUCCAAAUAUCAAGAGGAAUGAUUACCAGCUGAUAGGUAUUCAGGAUGGGUAUCUCUCCCUGCUGACAGAAAGUGGUGAAGUUCGUGAGGAUCUAAAGUUGCCAGAAGGGGAUCUUGGCAAAGAAAUAGAAGGAAAAUUCAAUGCCAAUGAAGAUGUGCAGAUAUCCGUCAUAAGUGCAAUGAACGAAGAAUGUGCUGUAGCCAUAAAGCCUUGCAAAUAAAGAGGAUCACCAGGCUCGGGCAACUGCUCAGGUCUGGACAAACCACAGAUCUAUAAAUUUGGUUCUUAUUGUCACCAAAGCUCUGGCCUUCACAAGCAACCUCAUUUCUUUUUUGAAUUGUUAAAAAGCAGUGCUGGAUUCUGGAUUAGUGUUGCAGGCUAACUGGCAGUUUUCAAAAUCACUGAGAUUUUAAUUCCUUAAUUGUAACUAUUUUAACAUUCCUGUGGGUUUCAGCUAUGGAUCUAAGAAACCAAUCAGGUGUUACUAGUGGAUAUAUUUUUAUUUGCUUGAGCAAAACAGUGUUUGUCUGUAUGAACAGACAAAAUACAGUAUUCAGGGGCUUUUAGAUAAGCUGGUAGGUAUCUAGGAUUAUAAAGUGACCUAGAGCACAAAUAGUAUUUUUCUUGACAUGUUUAGGUAGAACUGACAAUAAAAGUAGCAUUUUUUUUUUUAAGCUUAACUAUUUUGUGGAUUGGGACUCUUGCAGAACUGUAGGUGCCAAUCGCAACUUUUAGACCAAGAAACUCAAGUGAUCAAAAAUGCCAGCUGGCUUGACCAAGCCCCCAGUGGCCAUGUGCAACUUAACUGUAUUACCUCUGUAUUCUUCUUUGCCAACUUGUUGGCUUAAUGUAAGGAUAAAAUGGUGUCAAAGCCUACCUGUGGUUUAGGCAGGCAGUUGGAAUAUUGGGUAGAUAAGACAUAGAUAGGUCAAGGGGACACAAAGGUGAGAAUGGAUGUUAAAGCUAUAGACUUUCACUCGAGGCCUUUGUCAGACUUGAAAAUAAAAUAGAAAAAUGCAGUUCAAUUGCUUUCCUUUAUUGUAUUUAUCUUAAACUAUAAAAGGGUCACAAACUCCAUGGGAAUCUGUUGCAGUGCUUCCAGCUUUAGGUUUUAAUCUUCAGGUUCAGACCAUAUUUUUGUAGCAGAGGGACCACGUGUUUUUCAAAAAGUGGGACAAACUGUAGCAUUGAGCCUAAACUAAAUGCAUGUGAUUCUUUUUAAAAAAAUACAACUAUUGUAUUUUCAAAUUAUAGACUUGACAGACAAUACUGAACAACCAUGGCUUAACUAUAAAAGUAAAUAAAUUGCUACAUAGUUAUGAAAGCUAGCUCCUCUCCAAGGGAGCUCUGAGUCACUGAAACAUGCAUACAUGCCUCUAACUAUUUAGUAGCUUAACAGGCAAACACAGGGCUUCACGGAACUAGUCACGGAAGGAUAACUAGCCUGCUCCUGUUUAAGGCGUUCAACUUGAAUUCUAAGACUUGGUGACUCUUCAUGAGUGGGAAACUUCCUUAGUCCGUGGCUCAGACCUCUCUUUGCAGUUGCUAAAUUGUUUCAUGAACUUGCCUUAAGCUUCAGUGGCUGUUGGCUAAUGGAGGACAACUUGUAAACACGUGGCAUGCUGCCCUGGACAGCACGCACAAUUCACACUCUAUUGGCAGUGAGAGUCAGACUUCACGCUGCUGUUAACUGCUUAAAAUGUUUUCAGCUUAGUAGUAUGUACUCUCUAAUCCCCAAAGGGCUCAUGGCAACUGUCCUGAACUGCCCUUGUACAUACUGUGGCAGGGCUUAGCAAAUCUUGGAGGUCUAACGUAGAUGGCAAAACCGACUUCUCAUGACAGGGAGAGCAGUACAGUGAAGGUAAAGACAGCAAUAAAUAUACUCUGGUAAUAAAGCACAGUUACCUGGGACACCUGGCAGAAGUAGGAUACUGCCACACGCUCUUGCCUAGCACAAUACACAUUGCAGGUGAACUCCAUAAAUAGCACCUUGACUGAAAUGGCAAAACCGCUUAUAAAAAAAGCUGUAGAUGCAAGAGAUUGACAUGCAUUCCGAAUGGUUUUGAAGUGCAUGCUUAAUAGUUCCAGCUAGUCUGCACUGUGCUCCUUUCUGCCUCUCCAUCGAACUGGUACCUGAAAGACAGGCUUUGUUGGCUUUGGAGGUGACUGUGAAACCAUUGAUGAUGGUCUUGCAAGCAAGCUGAGCUGUGUGAUGUCAAAUGGGAAGUCAUAGGUUGCUAUGUCAAACUAAUGCAAAUUCUAAUGCUAUCACGGCAUUAUGAAUGCUUCUAAUAUGCUUGAUAACUACGAGACUUGGAUUUGUCCUUGUUCUGGUAGUGCUUUAGUCUACUUUCAGGUGCCUGUCUGUCCUGUAAAACCUUGUUGGAAGGAAGACAGGCACUUGAUGCCCCUGGCCCACAAUCUGAGCAUUUACUUAGACUCUAAGCUCUCUGGGACGAGGGCUGGUUUUUGUCCUGUUCCUACAGGUGGGGUCCUGGUCUGACUGGAGUUUUCAGGUACUACAGCAAUCUAAAGAUAGAGGUUUUAUGACCUCCAGCUUGCUGGAAGAGCCCUCCUUGGGACAUACGGAUGUCCUCCUAUUGCAACCUUCAGUUCUGCAAGAUUUAAAUGAUUAAGUACUUCAUUAUAGGUUUGUUCUUAUAUACUUAGUUGUCUUUUGUGAAGCACUUCGAACACUAUGGAAGUGCAGAGCGUUGGCUCGUCAUGCAUGAAGUUUCCCAUAGGUGAUACAUAAGCAUGAGUCUUAAGCAUAAUCUCCAAGUUUCAGUAAGGUUAAAAGUUGCUUCUAAAUUAGAACAUGUAUUUGAGGCUUUUUUUCCAAAGUAAGAUGUUUCAGUUUACUGUCAGAAUCGUUUGCAACAAACUUUGUUUGUGAUAAAUAGUCCAUAUAGAUGUGUAUUUUUAAGAUCCCUAACCAAAUGCUUAGGGAAAUUAUCCUUUCAUAGCUUUACUUUAAAACAAAUCUUACCAAUGUACUUGUUCUGUAGUACUGUCUUAAUACUUAAAGUGUGUCAAAACCGAAAACUAUAAACUUGUAAUAGCUGAAGCAAUUGCUUAGAGUAAAGGCUGUGAAAACUAGGAGGUGAAGAAAUGUAUUUCCUCUCCAAAUAAUGCAUUUUUUUUUUUAUGGCUCCAAUUCAUUGAGUUUCUCUUACUACUUUACAGAGUUGGAAAGACUGCAGUGUUUCCUGCCUUCAAAUGUUGGCAAAUAAUACUUUAAGAUUUCAGUAGAUCCUUCUAAUUUUUGCUUAUAAUGGUGGUUUUUCAACUAGGCUUUUGCUAGUUGAGCCAUGUUCUCAGGGCUGUUUUUUUUAAGAAGUUAGCUGAAUUUCAUUGUUUUAACAUAACUGCUUUCAAGCCUCUAGCAGGUUUUUCUAAUCCACGAUGUACCCAGAAAUGGUGCACAGUCUGUAGUUUCACAGUACAGGUAAUUUUACAUAAUCUGUAAAGAAGUCAAAUUUGUUGACAGUUCAAACUCCUAUGGUUACUGCAGGUCAGUCUCACAGAAUUCAAAAUUCAGUAAAUCCCACUUUUUUGGUUGAG
Pygoscelis adeliae (Adelie penguin) is the source of this 3725-nucleotide messenger RNA. RefSeq names its product eukaryotic translation initiation factor 5A2 (gene EIF5A2). The annotation marks the transcript as partial. Gene Ontology annotation, biological process: positive regulation of translational elongation; positive regulation of translational termination. The transcript is spliced from 4 exons. The record is from RefSeq and is a predicted model, not a curated record. Gene Ontology annotation, molecular function: translation elongation factor activity; RNA binding; ribosome binding. NCBI's taxonomy places the organism in Eukaryota, Metazoa, Chordata, Aves, Sphenisciformes, Spheniscidae.